GUAUCUCUUCAGUCACUCAACGUGCUUCAUUUAAGUUGGCCGUGAAAAAUGAAAUGCUAGUUUUCACGUCGAUUUUCCUUUCGGUGAAAUAAUUUUCCCGAGGUGUCGAAAAAUCGAUUUCAUCGCUAGUGCCGUGAUCAAAUUAAGAGUGUCGACGUUCAACUGUUGGCGAGUUAAAUCGCGGAUAACUAGAUCGCUUGAAUUAAUUGGGUUUUUGAACUGGUGGCUAAUCAUGGAAGGCGAUGCCUACCAACAGUAUUGUUAUCAAGGGAGUGAUAGUUGGUACAAUUCGGGUGUGACGCCCAUGAAACAGAUCGAGGCUUGCCUUCAAAGCGCCGGCAAAGACCGCAAAGCCUACAGCCCCCUGGCCGAGGCCGAGUCGCUCCUCGAACCCCCAGACCCCGACAACAACAACCGCCACUCAACCCACAACAAAAACCACAGUUUACACCAAUCAAUUUGUCCCUCAUUAUCCAACGCUGGCGCCAUCCUGGAAAUGAAACAUUUGUGGGACGAAUUCCACUCGUUGGGCACCGAAAUGAUCGUCACCAAAGCUGGCCGAAGAAUGUUUCCGACGUUUCAAGUGAAACUGUGCGGCCUGGACUUGCAUGCCGAGUACAUGCUGAUGAUGGACUUUGUUCCGGUCGAUGAUAAGAGGUACAGAUAUGCCUUCCACAGCUCCAGCUGGGUGGUGGCAGGGAAGGCAGACCCCGUGUCGCCCCCCAGGAUACACGUGCACCCAGACAGCCCCGCCACGGGGGCGCAGUGGAUGAAACAAACCGUGUCCUUUGAUAAGCUCAAGCUGACCAAUAACCAACUAGAUGAUAAUGGACAUAUAAUUUUAAAUUCAAUGCAUCGCUACCAACCUCGUUUCCACAUCGUCUACCUCCCUUCAAAAAACACCACCACCGCCACCGAAGAGAACUGUAGUGAAAAUUUCAAGACUUUUGUAUUCCCAGAAACAGCAUUCACGGCUGUCACAGCCUACCAGAACCACAGGAUAACUCAAUUGAAAAUCGCCAGCAAUCCCUUCGCCAAGGGCUUUCGUGACUGCGACCCCGACGAAACAAGCCCAGAACCACAAUCAUCCCAAGUGCAACGUCAACGCCCAACGUCCCGCUCCACUCCCACCACCAAAGAUGGCGAGGAGAUCGCCGCCCCCGAGCCGGAGGCGGCGCCGAUGUACAACCCCCAGAACCGAUACCACCUCCAGUCGAACAUCCUCACGACGAUUGGACAGCCCUACACUGGCAGUGAUUUCAACUACGGCCCUGUGUACCACCCCCACAACCUCCUCCAUAAUUACAACACAGUUUAUAGUAAUGACAAAACAAUGCGAGGACACAAUUUCCCAAGGACGAUGUACUCCAAUUAUUCGGGGUUUUACCCGAACUCGGGGAAUUACAGGAGUCCGGCCCUGCACCAAAACGGCUACGACUUCGGGCCCCGAUAAUUAUUAUUCCGCACUAUUUAUAUCCAAUAAAACUAUUUUAUUUUCUA
Molecule: messenger RNA, 1500 nt
Organism: Tribolium castaneum (red flour beetle)
Lineage: Eukaryota; Metazoa; Arthropoda; Insecta; Coleoptera; Tenebrionidae
Product: optomotor blind related gene 1 protein
Exons: 7
Coding region: 233-1453 (406 amino acids)
Biological process (GO): cell fate specification; positive regulation of DNA-templated transcription; regulation of transcription by RNA polymerase II
Cellular component (GO): nucleus
Molecular function (GO): RNA polymerase II cis-regulatory region sequence-specific DNA binding; DNA-binding transcription factor activity, RNA polymerase II-specific
Source: RefSeq, a predicted model, not a curated record